AAGUCUGGAAAAUACCAUCAUUAGACACGUAGCGCCCUCCAGCGGUUACGUUUCCUGGACGUUGUUUGGGACCGUUAGAGACGCAUCAGUCGAAAUGCUAUGUGCGCUCACAAAUUCAGAGAAAUCCCUUACGCUUUCCCCCAAGCAAACAUGGUUAGGAGUUUGAGAUGUUGGAGUGCGCCUCUCACUGGCGAUUUACUGAAGAUUCGCAGAAAGUUGUGGGUGUCCUGGCGCCAUUUCGGAUCUAACGAAGACUGGUCCUUUUAGCUCUAGAAGAUUAGGGAAAUCUAGGAACCAACAUGGAAGCAAAGAUCUUUGGCUAACCAAAGUUAUCAGCAAGGAGCGUCUAUUGGUAUCCAGGAAGUGAGCUCACAAGUGGUUCGUGUGGGUCUGUUUCUGUGGUCGAAAAAAGCCGAGGUCCUCCCAAAAAACUUCUGCACAAAAAAGGUGGACCAACGCGAAAACAGUUUUGGGGCAGUCAACAAGAAGCUGAUACAGAUUAUUGUGCAAUGUCGGAGGCUCUGUACCUGAACACCAUACUUUUCGUUGCAGUUUGUCCAAGGUGCUAUUGUUCUUAAACAUAAAAUAGACGGAAGGACAAAUACUUGCCAAACAAAUGGAUUAAAGUAAAAAAAAAAAAAAAAAACCAAAAAAAAAAAAUGGAGAGAGCAGCUGAGAGUGGGGUGAGGAGGUUGGCGCUAGCAAAUUCUGAAAUCUUGCUUUGUUAUUCGAUGCACUUCAUCUAGCAAGAUAGCUUGUUAAAAUCCUAAAUAACUUCAAGAGGGCGGAUUUUUUCUUUUUGUUGCCAGUUUUUGCAGCUUGUUGCCACUCUUACAUUAGGAAUUGGAACUUAGCUUGUUGCUUUGCAAGCGACUUGGGGAAGACCGAAGUUGGUUUGGGUUUUUUUUUUUGGGGGGGCGCGGCCCAGAUGCAGUGACCUCAUGCCGUGCGGGCGAUGAAGAUGCUCUGCGACGCUGGGGGGGCAGGAUCGUGACAUGAUGGGGUGCGGGAGGAGCAAGGUUCUCCCCGAGCCGCCCUCGGAAGUCCAGCUGGACCUGGUCAAGAAGGUGGAGCCCCAGGCCGGACAGGCCGCCGACCCCUACAGGCACUUCAUCCGGGAGGGGGCCAGCGGCGGGGGCAAGGCGGGCGGCGGCGGCGAGAAGACCGGCUCGCCCUCCCCCCACCAGUCCCAGGGCCCCCCCGGCGGCCCGCCGGACCCGUCCGACCCGCGGCGGAGCAAGGCGGCCAAGUACCGGGCCAAGUUCGACCCGCGGGUGACCGCCAAGUACGACAUCAAGGCGCUGAUCGGCCGCGGCAGCUUCAGCCGGGUGGUGCGGGUGGAGCACAAGAGCACGCGGCAGCCGUACGCCAUCAAGAUGAUCGAGACGCGCUGCCAGGAGGGCCGCGAGGUGUGCGAGUCGGAGCUGGGCGUGCUGCGGCGCGUGCGCCACGCCAACAUCAUCCAGCUGAUCGAGGUGUUCGAGACGGCCGAGCGCGUGUACAUGGUGAUGGAGCUGGCCACCGGCGGCGAGCUCUUCGACCGCAUCAUCGCCCGCGGCUCCUUCACGGAGCGCGACGCCACGCGCGUCCUGCAGAUGGUGCUGGACGGCGUCAAGUACCUGCACACGCUGGGCAUCACGCACCGCGACCUCAAGCCCGAGAACCUGCUGUACUACCACCCGGGCGCCGACUCCAAGAUCAUGAUCACCGACUUCGGCCUGGCCAGCACCCGUCGCCGGGGCAACGAGUGCCUGAUGAAGACCACCUGCGGCACGCCGGAGUACAUCGCGCCCGAGAUCCUGGUGCGCAAGCCCUACACCAACGCCGUGGACAUGUGGGCGCUGGGCGUCAUCUCCUACAUCCUGCUCAGCGGCACCAUGCCCUUCGAGGACGAGAACCGCACGCGCCUCUACCGCCAGAUCCUCAAGGGGAAGUACAGCUUCUCAGGGGAGCCCUGGCCCAACGUGUCCAACCUGGCGAAGGACUUCAUCGAGCGCGUGCUGACGGUGGACCCCGCCGCGCGUCUGAGCGCGGGGCAGGCGCUGAAGCACCCCUGGAUCGUCAGCAUGGCCGCCUCCUCGUCCAUGAAGAACCUGCACCGCUCCAUCUCCCAGAACCUCCUGAAGAGGGCGUCCUCGCGCUGCCACAGCACCAAGUCGGCGCAGUCCACCCGCUCCAGCCGCUCCACCAAGUCCAACAAGUCGCGGCGCGCCCGCGAGCGCGAGCUGCGGGAGCUCAACCGCCGCUACCAGCAGCAGUACAACGGCUAGCGCCGCUAACGGACCCGCACCGCCCCCUCCUCCUCCUCCUCCUCGCCCAGGCCACAGAGACCGCAAAAACACACGUCCUCUCUUUCUUUUUCCAAGCUCCUCUUCUCUUUGUCUCUCUCUCUUUUUUUCUGUGCGUUCGUGUUCCUUUAUUUAUUUAUUGCCUGUGUUGUCCUUGUCGUUGUGUUUUAAAAAAUUUUUUUAUUCUUUUUCCUCUGAAAGCUAGCAUCAUCACGUGAAGCCUUAAGGCUGGAAGGAUCUGUUGAACAGAAUUCUGGGAAGUGAAGUUUUUUUUUUUGGUUGGUUUUUUUUAUUUUACUUGAGUGUUAAGAAGACGGUUAAAAUGAAGGGUCUGUUGAAGGAAUCUUUUGUGUAUGCUAUCUACGUCCUUGCUGUGAAAUUGUACGGUAAAAGAAGAGCAGAUGUUUGUGAAGGGUAAGCAAUAAUAAGCAUUAAAAAUGCAUUUCAGUUUAAGUUAAAUUGGUAACGUUCGCCGAAACCUCAGUGUGUUCGUGGUGGCCAAAUUUUAAUUAAAAUCAUUCAGUUUC
Molecule: messenger RNA, 2815 nt
Organism: Anguilla anguilla (European eel)
Lineage: Eukaryota; Metazoa; Chordata; Actinopteri; Anguilliformes; Anguillidae
Gene: pskh1
Product: protein serine kinase H1
Exons: 3
Coding region: 996-2270 (424 amino acids)
Biological process (GO): protein phosphorylation
Molecular function (GO): ATP binding; protein kinase activity
Source: RefSeq, a predicted model, not a curated record